AUGCGCGCGCUCUUGCCGGAGCCGACCCCACGGGUCGCUCUCUGGACCUUUGCGCUGUUUCUGUUACACUUCCACCUCUCAGAGUUCAUCCUCGUCGUGCGGUUCAAUCCGCGCUCGGCGGGUCUCCGCUCGCUGUGCCUCUCGCGCUCGUACUGCGUCGCCAUGUCGCUCGGCGUGCUAGAGUUUUACGUCGAGCACGCGAUGUUGGGAGAGCUCAAGGAGCGGUGGACAGCUUCGGCGUACGGCUUCGGCGUCUUCAUGUGCGUCUUCGGCGAGUGGUUGAGAAAGUCGGCGAUGAUCACGGCGGGGACGAGCUUCACGCACGAGGUGCAGACGAGUAGACGCGCAGCGCACGUGUUGGUGCGGGAUGGAGUGUACGCGCACGCGCGACACCCCGGAUAUCUGGGAUGGUUCAUCUGGGCGGUCGGGACGCAGGUGAUCAUGGCGAACGCAGUGAGCGCGUUGGCGUUUGCGAUCGUGACGUGGCGAUUUUUUAAGCGUAGAAUUGCAUUCGAGGAGAUGAUGCUGCGAGAGAUGUUCCCGGAUUACGACGUGUACGCGAAGAGGACGAGGACAUGGAUACCAUUCAUCAAGUGA
Messenger RNA from Ostreococcus tauri, 597 nucleotides. Its product is annotated as Protein-S-isoprenylcysteine O-methyltransferase. The record is from RefSeq and is a predicted model, not a curated record. The transcript has a single exon. Bases 1 to 597 code for a protein of 198 amino acids. Gene Ontology annotation, cellular component: membrane; endoplasmic reticulum. NCBI's taxonomy places the organism in Eukaryota, Viridiplantae, Chlorophyta, Mamiellophyceae, Mamiellales, Bathycoccaceae. Gene Ontology annotation, molecular function: protein C-terminal S-isoprenylcysteine carboxyl O-methyltransferase activity. Gene Ontology annotation, biological process: C-terminal protein methylation.